AUGGCCCUCUUGGGCAGACAGAGCCCCCCAUCCCUGCAGGUCCCCAGGGGAGGGCCGUACCUUCUCCUCCUCAUCUGCCUGCCUUUGGGGGCCGCCUGUCCGCAGGGCUGCCAGUGUCCGGAGCACGCAGGGGCAGUGGCUGUGCACUGCAGUGCCAGUGGCCUGCGGGAGGUCCCCAAGGACAUCCCUACCGAUGCCGUUCUCCUGAAGCUCGAUGCCAACCAGAUUGCUCGCAUCCCUGACGGAGCCUUCCAGCAUCUGAGCCAGUUGAAGGAGCUAGACUUGUCUGGGAAUGCUAUCGAGACCAUUGGUCCAGGAACUUUUGCUGGCCUAGCUGGGGGCCUGCGGAUGCUGGACCUGUCCCACAACCGUAUCCGCAGGAUCCCCAAGGAUGCCCUGGGGAAGCUCAGUGCUCAAGUCCGCCUGUCCCAUAACCCCUUACACUGCGAAUGUGCCCUGCAAGAGGCCCUGUGGGGGCUGCGGCUGGACCCUGACUCUGCAGAUGCCAUUGCUUGCCACACCUCCGUGCGUGAAGAAUUUGUAGGGAAGCCUCUGAUCCAGGCCCUUGACGCUGGUGUCAGUUUCUGCAGUGCCCACCACAGGACUACCGAUGUGGCCAUGCUGGUCACCAUGUUUGGCUGGUUCGCCAUGGUGAUCGCCUACGUUGUAUACUAUGUGCGCCAGAACCAAGAGGAUGCCAGGAGGCACCUGGAGUACCUGAAGUCCUUGCCCAGUACCCCCAUCUCCAAGGACCCCAUUAGCCCUGCACCCUAA
Molecule: messenger RNA, 774 nt
Organism: Chrysochloris asiatica (Cape golden mole)
Lineage: Eukaryota; Metazoa; Chordata; Mammalia; Afrosoricida; Chrysochloridae
Gene: LRRC3
Product: leucine rich repeat containing 3
Exons: 1
Coding region: 1-774 (257 amino acids)
Cellular component (GO): plasma membrane
Molecular function (GO): protein binding
Source: RefSeq, a predicted model, not a curated record